Seminavis robusta is the source of this 1127-nucleotide messenger RNA. Lineage: Eukaryota; Bacillariophyta; Bacillariophyceae; Naviculales; Naviculaceae. The record is from the annotation of a GenBank genome assembly.
GCCACCGACAUCAACCACAAAAUCAAGUCAUCACACUCUCGAACAAAACCUGAACGAAGAGGCUUUGGUGCUCUCAAAGAAGCACUGUAAGUGUUGUGCACUGAUUACAAAAGAUCAAGGAAAAGCUCCAUCGCGACAUUGGAAGCCGACUGUGAAGCCGACGGUUGAGCCGAAACGAAAGGGACAACAAAUUAAACAUCCCGCUGGAUCAGUCUCUUCCCACCGACUACAGCAACACCCUGCCAAAGCACGAAUCAAAUCAACAGACAAGAUGGUAGAAGUCAAGGGCGCAGCCUAUGUUAUGGAGGGCGAUGAUGGUUCUGAUGACAGUCCUCCGUUGGUCGAAGCCUCUCAUGUGAUUCCUGACUUGCAUUCCAUCGAACCCAUGAUGGUUUCGGUCGUAACGAUCGAUGGCGCCGAUCCUUUGUGCCAAUCGAGCGUGAUUUCGUCGGAUUCGGUGGAGGCAGUGGCAUUUUCCGAUGACAGUGACCCUGAAACUGCGCCUAGCUCUCGAAAGUGGAGUGCUGGAAUUGCAGGAGGCGUCCUUGGUACGCUCUUGGCUGGUCCAGUGGUCGGUUUGGUAGCUGGAGGCGCUGCUGCCUACUACGCCAACAAGGAUGGCGCAGCCGGUGAUGUAUCAAGGGCCAUGGCAGAUGUGGCCUCAACGACGGGCAAGAAAGCCAAAGAGCUGAACGAAAAGCACCACCUACUUGACAAGUCCAAGGAGGCUGCGGGCGAUGCGUGGGUCGCUGUGAAGAACCUUAAUGACGAGCACAACAUAACGGAACGUUCACAAGCCGCUGCGAAGAAAGCCUGGAGGAAUGCCAAGGAAUUUGACCAGAAACAUCGUGUGGUCGACAAGAUCGCGGCCUUUUCUAUCUUGUGUUUCAAGCGGAUUGUAAAGCUCUUGGAGCAAUUUGCUGACAGGCUCAAGCAAAUUGAACAGAACAAGAGCUCUACCGAAUCAACACCGAAGGUAGCACAGCCAGUUCGACAACCAGCUACUUGCUACUGAACUUUAUCCUCCCAUCUCCUUCCUCUCAAAGCUGGUUGCAUAGAUAUUAUUUGUCCUAGUGUUAGUUAACAGUCCUAAUCUCCAUUACUUCUUCCUUAUCAUACUCAGGCCA